Aspergillus tanneri is the source of this 486-nucleotide messenger RNA. RefSeq lists its product as uncharacterized. Bases 1 to 486 code for a protein of 161 amino acids. The record is from RefSeq and is a predicted model, not a curated record. Lineage: Eukaryota; Fungi; Ascomycota; Eurotiomycetes; Eurotiales; Aspergillaceae. The transcript is spliced from 3 exons. Gene Ontology annotation, molecular function: O-methyltransferase activity.
AUGACAUUGUCGCCGACAGAUAUAGCAAAAUGUGGCGGCAGUGGAGGCUUUGCCCCGAUGGCGAUUGCGGAGGCAUACCCCAACCUGAACUUUGUAGUUCAGGGUCAAGAGCACACAAUCACAGAAGAGACGAAGGCUGCAGUGCCUCAACAUCUCAAGUCCCGAGUUAGGCUUGAAGUACAUGACCUGUUGAAACCACAGACCGUAGUAGCAGAUGUCUACUUUUUUCGCUGGGUCUUUCAUGGCUUUGCUGAAAAGUAUGCUAUCGAGGUCUUGCGGGCUUUGACUCCGGUGCUUAAGAAAGGAGCCAAGGUUGUCGUCAACGACGGCGUGAUCCCCGAAGCUGGCAGUGAACAAUACCGGCGAAAGGGCUUGCAUGACUGGAUAGGUCUAUUCAAAGUGGCCGAUCCCCGAUUUAAGUUACUGAAUGCCUGGAAGCCCCCGAAGAGCACAAUUUGGUUCGUUGAAGCCGAGUGGCAGCCGUAA